Molecule: messenger RNA, 1732 nt
Organism: Durusdinium trenchii
Lineage: Eukaryota; Dinophyceae; Suessiales; Symbiodiniaceae
Source: the annotation of a GenBank genome assembly
CUCCGCCCCAACAGUUUUCUGUGCAGAUGGUUGUGUGGUUGGCAUAGGCUUGGCAUUAAGCUAGAGUUCACUAGCUGCAAGGCCUCUUCCAAACCUCAACAAAAAACCGGUCUUAAUCUUUAUCUUAAGCAUCAAAACUUAGGUCCAUUACCCCGUGCAGUUGCUCUACCACACCACGUGCACAUCUGCGCGCCGACCGUUUGGUUUUUCCCCUUCACUCGUCAGUGCAUGUGCACUCGUUCAUGUGCGUUCUCUGCAAUUUUUCGUCGCACAAAGACCGGGGUAGAAACCUACCUCGGUCCAUCCAGACUUAUGGCUUUCCUGCUUGACUGAUGACUGAGCUGUACUCACAAAACUGAGAGACUAAACCAAUAAAGCUAAUCAUUGAGAUUACUGGUGGUGUGGCAGAUGGCCAGCCAAGCCAAAGGUCAGGCCGCCCUUUUUCUUUCUUUCGUUCUUUCUCUUUUCUUGAGUUGUGAGCUUCUCUUUUCUUGAGUUGUGAGCUUAAAAGAACCAUUCUCUUUGUAAUUUAUGUCAGAAUUGAGUCUUUGCCCUGCCCAGGCGCAAUUUGAUUUGGUUGAAUUUGUGUUCUGCUGUGGGGAAGCCAUUUUCCAUUCCCUUCCUCCGGACGUGCCAUUUGCUAUGUGCAUGGCUGCCCGCUGCAAAACUGGUCCAGUCAAAGAUGACGGCUAAGGAAUGCCCGCACGGCAUUCGCAUGGCCCUCGUUGCAGCGUCCGCUGCCACGGCUGAAGCUGUGACUUUCCCAAUUGAUUUUGGGAAGACACGCAUGCAAUUGCAUGCUGGAAGGCAAACCUUCUCUGGUGCCUUGGCCUCCGCAGUCCGCAAAGAAGGAAUAGGCGGAGUCUAUGCUGGUAUCCAGCCAGCCAUUGUUCGUCAUCUUGUGUAUUCAUCCUUGCGGAUCUCUUUGUACGAGGAUCUUCGCAAGCGUUUGACUCGUCAUUUCUCCAAUUCAGCCAGCAGUGCUUUGGCUGGCCUGCUGGGUGGGGGCAUUGCGCAGGCAGUGGCUUCACCUGCUGACCGCUUGAAGGUCAUGCUUGUACAUGAAGGUGGCCGGGAUGGGAUGGUCUCCUUGCUGCAACGAAUCUUGCGAGAAGAAGGUGUGAAGGGUCUCUACCGUGGUGUGGUUGUCAACGUGCAGCGCGCAGCAUUGGUGAACCUCGGAGAGUUGUCAACCUACGACCAGGCAAAGAAGUUGAUCCUCAAGCGCAGUGGUUUGGACGACGGAUUAGCCGUUCAUACUCUGAGUGCAUUCUGCAGUGGAUUUGUGGCGUCAAUUUGUGCCACCCCUGCCGACGUAGUCAAAAGCCGCGUCAUGGCAGGGCAGGCUCAUGGAGUCGUAGCGUGUGUCAAAAGGCCAUCAGAACAACUCCCAACGUCAACACUGUCUUUUGACCUGCGGCCUUUGGUAAGUUCGGAAAAUCGUCGGAUUCUUAGAGGGAUCAAGCAGCAAGUCGUGGGCACAGCUUUGGGGUGGAAGGUUGGAGAAGAAGGUCUUUGGGCCUUAUGGAAAGGGUUCUUCCCAAACUGGGGACGCCUUGGGCCAUGGCAACUUGCGUUUUGGAUCACUUACGAACACACACGUCAAGCCAUGGGUUACGGCGGGUUCUGAAACCAUGGACCGUGGAGAGGUGAACCAACUGAGUUGUGCUUGGUGAAAAGGCCUGAGCUUGAGUUCUCGAGCUGGACCAAACUGCUCACUCCCAAACGCGUG